AUGGAUUUAUUAUUUAAAAGAAUAUUAAAUUCUUUAGAGUUGAGAAGAAUUAUAUUUAAAAGUGUUAAAGAUAUUCACGAUCAACAAACAGUAAAUUCUUUAAGAUGUGAUUGUACGAUCUCCAAAUUUAAACAAUUAUACAACGAAUCAUUCGAAACAGCUAUCACAUGUGGUUCGACAAUCGAGUUGGUAGAAUUCCUUCAUGAUUCAUUUAAAGGUGAAAUAGAUUAUAAGAAGAGACUUCUUUAUUAUCAUUAUCAGAGUAACCUUCCACUGAUUAAAUUUCUUCAUGAGAAUGUCAGUGGCUGGUUCGAGUCAUUGGGUACAAGAGUUAUGGAUGUUGCUGCAUGUUCCAGCUUGGAAGUUGUAGAGUUCCUUCAUUUCAAUAGGAGCGAAGGUUGUACCACUGAUGCUCUUGAUAACGCCAGUAAAAUGGGUAGAUUCGAUAUUGUCCAGUUUCUCCAUUCUCAUCGCACAGAAGGUUGUUCAGUGGUAGCAUUAGAUUCUGCUCCUUCAUUUGGUAGUUUGGAAUUGGUGAUGUUUCUCCACUACAAUAGAAGUGAAGGAUGUACCACCAAAGCAGUAGACAAUGCCGCUGAGAAUGGCUAUUUGGAAAUAGUUAGGUUCUUAAUUGAGAACAGAACAGAAGGUUUUACAAAUCACGCAAUCUACUAUUCUGCAAUAUAUGGACAUUUGGAAAUACUGAAGUAUCUCAUGGCGAAUAUACCUGAAACAUUGGAAAUCUCUUUAACCUCAUCACUUUUAGGACAAUGUAAACAACCUGUAUUCCAAUACUUGAUAGAGAAUACCAGUGCCAGUCAAGUCAUUUCCUCAAGUACAAUGGAUUGUGCAGCGUGUAGAGGUGACCUAGAAUUCAUUAAGUAUCUUCAUUUCAACAGGAGUGAGGGAUGCUCAUCCGAUUGUCUACAUAAUGCAGCUGUCAACGGACAUUUGCAAGUGGUGAAGUUCCUCAAUGAGAAUCGUACCGAAGGUUGUAAGUCGAAUACAAUGUCGUUGACAGCGAGCAACGGUCAUUUCGAAACAUUCAAAUAUCUCAUGGAAUUCAGUAGAUUCAAUCUAAGAUGUUCGGAAUCAGUGAUUGACUAUUUUGCCAACUACAAAGAUACGACAGCACUCCAAUGGCUGAAGGACAAUACAACAUUGAAAUGUACUGUUUUUGCUUACAGGAAUGCUAUUGAAUCCGGUAAUCUUGCAACACUUCAAUGGGUUCGCGAAAAUACUACACACCCAAUUCCACUAUUCGCAAUGGAUUGCGCUGCUUCUCCUAACAGAAACAACUUGUCAAUAUUAAAGUAUAUUCAUGAUAAUGGUGGUAAAUGUACGAAAAAUGCAAUGAAUCUCGCUUCUAGUUUACCAAUCAUCACAUUUCUUCAUUAUAAUCGUAGUGAAGGUUGUAGUUCCAAAGCAAUGUAUCGAGCAAUAUGCAAUGAUAACGUUCCAAUUAUCAAAUUCCUUGAUCAAAACACAACAGAUCACCUAAAUACAUCUUAUAUUGAAUUGAACGAUGAAAAGACAUUUGAUUUUCUCGCCAGAAGGGAGCUAAUCAAACAAUUAAAAAUAUAA
Molecule: messenger RNA, 1584 nt
Organism: Heterostelium album PN500
Lineage: Eukaryota; Evosea; Eumycetozoa; Acytosteliales; Acytosteliaceae
Exons: 2
Coding region: 1-1584 (527 amino acids)
Molecular function (GO): protein binding
Source: RefSeq, a predicted model, not a curated record